AUGGUCGUCAUAGCUAAUGCGCACAACGAACUAAUCCAUGAUGCUGUUCUAGACUACUAUGGGAAGCGCCUCGCUACAUGCUCUUCUGACAAGACAAUUAAGAUUUUUGAGGUCGAAGGGGAAACACACAAGUUGGUAGACACAUUGACUGGGCACGAAGGCCCUGUUUGGCGUGUUGAUUGGGCGCAUCCCAAAUUCGGUACCAUUUUAGCUUCAUGCUCUUAUGAUGGUAAGGUAUUGAUUUGGAAAGAAGAAAACGGUAGAUGGUCCCAAAUUGCCGUUCACGCCGUGCAUUCCGCUUCCGUCAAUUCCGUUCAGUGGGCUCCUCAUGAGUAUGGCCCCCUGUUACUAGUCGCUUCUUCCGAUGGUAAAGUCUCUGUAGUGGAAUUCAAGGAAAACGGUACCACUUCUCCAAUAAUCAUCGAUGCUCACGCGAUCGGUGUCAACUCCGCUUCUUGGGCCCCAGCUACAGUCGAAGAAGAUGGCGAACAUGGUGGUGCCAAGGAAUCCCGCAAGUUUGUGACUGGGGGCGCCGACAAUUUGGUAAAGGUUUGGAAGUACAACUCAGACGCACAAACUUACGUCCUAGAAAGUACUUUGGAAGGUCACAGUGAUUGGGUGAGAGACGUGGCUUGGUCGCCAACCGUCCUCCUACGUUCAUACUUGGCUAGUGUCUCACAAGACCGCACCUGUAUCAUCUGGACUCAAGAUAAUGAGCAAGGCCCAUGGAAAAAAACUUUAUUAAAAGACGAAAAAUUCCCAGAUGUUUUGUGGAGGGCCAGUUGGUCUUUGUCCGGUAACAUACUAGCCCUUUCUGGGGGUGAUAAUAAAGUUACCUUAUGGAAGGAAAAUUUGGAAGGUAAAUGGGAACCUGCUGGUGAAGUCCAUCAAUAA
Messenger RNA from Saccharomyces eubayanus, 894 nucleotides. It is a transcript of the gene SEC13, whose product is annotated as GTPase-activating protein SEC13. The transcript has a single exon. Gene Ontology annotation, molecular function: protein binding; structural molecule activity. Gene Ontology annotation, biological process: COPII-coated vesicle budding; positive regulation of TOR signaling; protein import into nucleus. The record is from RefSeq and is a predicted model, not a curated record. Lineage: Eukaryota; Fungi; Ascomycota; Saccharomycetes; Saccharomycetales; Saccharomycetaceae. Gene Ontology annotation, cellular component: COPII vesicle coat; nuclear pore outer ring. Bases 1 to 894 code for a protein of 297 amino acids.